Messenger RNA from Effrenium voratum, 2247 nucleotides. The record is from the annotation of a GenBank genome assembly. NCBI's taxonomy places the organism in Eukaryota, Dinophyceae, Suessiales, Symbiodiniaceae.
AUGUAUUCAAAAGGGGACCUCCCGGCGCGCGAGGGCUGGCGGCCGGCACUGGCGCACCUGCUGGCCAUGCAUGCGAGGAGACUGGAAAGGAGCCAGAUCACUUUCGGGCGCUGCAGCAAGAGUUUGGCGGCCGAGGGAAGGUGGCGCUGGGGUUUGCAGCUGCAGAUGGAAAAGCACCUGGAGCCCAGCGUUGUUUGUUGGAAUACCUGCCUCACAUCAUGCAGCUGGCUCCAUGCCGAGUGCCUGCUGAUGAGGCUGCGUGCCGCCCGUUUGGCGGACCGCAUCUCCUUCCAUGCCGUUUCUGGGCGUGGAUGGCGCUCGGCGCUCUGGAAGCUGCCACAGCUGCGGGUGGAAGGUCUGAAGCCGAAUGUGGUCACCUACAACAUCCUCCUGCAUGCCUGUCAGGGACGCCGCGCCGGGGUGGCAAAGCGACUCUUCCAGAGUCUGCGCAAGGAGGAGCUGGAGCCGGACACCGUGACCGUGAAUUCUCUGAUGGGCGCGAGCAAGGACGAUUGGCCCCUGGUCCUGUCGCAGCUCCGUGAGCUGGGAAGGCCCACGGCGGUGAGUGCUGCGUCGAUGCUGCAGGCGGCUCCGUGGCGCGCAGGCCUCGCAAGCCUGGCCUGGCUUGGCCUGGGGGUGGUGAAUGAAGUGGUGGUCACCUGUGCGUGUCGAUCUCUGCGGGAGGUGCCAGACGCCCUUGACCGCUUGCUGGCAGACUUGGAGGCACACGGUCUUCAGCUCUCGCGGCAGAGCGGCAACGCUCGCCUGGCCGCCGGCUCCUGGAGGAGUGCCCUGCAGACGCUGCGAGGCCAGUCAGACAGUGGCCUCUUGCCCAACGAGGUCUCAUACAACACGCUGUGCGGCCUUGGUGAAGGUUGGCUCCUGGGCUUACAGCUGCUCUUCGAGCAGAGUUCUCGCGCUUUGCGCCUGGACGCACCAGCCUUCGGCGGGGGCAUCACAGCCUGCGCGCGCUGGGGGAUGUGGGCAGCCGCACUGCAGCUCAUGGGCUCCAUGCAGCGCAGGGAGCUGCCUGCAGAGGUCACCAACUACAACUCUCUGCUCACCGCGCUGCGUGGCCACUGGCAGCGAGCCUUGUGGCCGAAACAGCCAGACACCAUCACGCUAGGGGCGCUGCUGGCCGCAGAGCAUCGCCCCUGGGCUGCGGCGCUGCGGGCGCUGGCCGGCGCCCGGCUCUGGCGGGCCCAGGUGGAUGCCGCGGCGAAGGAGGCUGCCGCGCUUUGCUGCAGCCGCGAGGCCCAGUGGCGCUUUGCGCUGGCGCUCGGGAGCCACGUGGGGUUGCCCUGGCGCCUGGCAGUUGUCACGUGUCGCUCCCUGGACCAAGCCAUGGCCGUGACGCAGGCCUGGCUCUCGCGGGGCGCUUGGCGCCGAGCGCUGCGCGCCGCCUCGGAGCCAGAGGCGGACGCCCAGCUGCUGGCGCUGCGACUCAGGGCCUGUGAGGUCGCGCAACGGACGCGGAAUGCUCUGGAUGGUUUACUUGCCCUGCAGCAUGAAGGUCUCACUGCUGCCAGCAUCCUUGCGGAAAAGGAGGUCUACUUUGCCAAGCUGGCAGAGCAGGCGGAGCGCUAUGACGAGAUGGCUGAGCACAUGAAGAAUGCUGGCAACGAGGGCAGUGAACUUUCCGUAGAGGAGCGCAACCUGCUGUCGGUGGCCUACAAGAACACCGUGGGCUCUCGCCGUGCUGCAUGGCGCAUCAUCACCAGUGUGAUGCAGAAGGAGACUACCAAGGGCAACAAUGAAAACGCCGGUUAUGCCAAGGAGUACUGUGAGAAGGUGGAGAAGGAGUUGCAGUCGAUUUGUGACACUAUCCUGGCCCUCUUGGAUAACAAGCUCAUCCCGAAAGCCAGUAGUGGUGAGUCCAAGGUCUUCUAUCAGAAGAUGAAGGCGGACUACUACCGGUACAUCGCUGAGUUCCGUGAUGGAGACGCGAAGAAGGCUGCAGCGGAGAAGGCAAGAGAGGCCUAUGCUGAGGCAGAGAAGGUGGCUGAGAAGGACUUGGCAGUGACACACCCGAUCCGCCUGGGUUUGGCCCUGAACUACUCGGUCUUCAUGUACGAGGUGCUCGGCAACCCUGACGAGGCCUGCAAGAUGGCGCGCAAGGCUUUCGAGGACGCCAUUGCUGAGCUGGACAACGUGGCAGAGGACUCCUACAAGGACUCGACCCUGAUCAUGCAGCUGCUGCGAGACAAUCUGACCCUCUGGACUUCGGACCAAGAGGGAGGCGCAUAG